Molecule: messenger RNA, 771 nt
Organism: Trichomonas vaginalis G3
Lineage: Eukaryota; Parabasalia; Trichomonadida; Trichomonadidae
Exons: 1
Coding region: 1-771 (256 amino acids)
Source: RefSeq, a predicted model, not a curated record
AUGAAUACUUUUAUUGUUAUUAUCAUUGUUUUAAUAAUUGUGGCAAUAUUAAUUGUCAACCUUGGCAAUGGAAAUUCUCCAUUAGACCUAUAUGAGUGGCUAUUUGGCUCAGGUCAAGGCUAUCAAAUUGUGAGAACACAAAAUCCUCAAAAUCGACAGAGAUUAGCACCAGUUUUUAUCAACAAUGAUGAGAAACAAUUCAAUGUAGGCUUCAGUCCCCGCAGUAAUGGCUUCGAAGAGCAAAAUUUAAUUUUACAAAAAUCCAAAUUAAAUAGGAUAUAUCAAAAUACAUUACCAGUACAAACAAAUACUCAGACAGUACCACAAUCUCAAUCAAAAUUCCCAGAUAUAUCAAAAGAAAAAGGCGGAUUUUCAUAUCUCCCACAUACAAUGCAAGUACCAUUAGAACCAGAUCCAGAACCAGUCAUCAUAGUUAUUGAUGAACCACCACCAGCUGCAGCGCCAAAGCCAGAAAAGAUUUAUACAGGAAGAGCUUAUGAUUGGGAUAUUUCUUCCGAUGAAGAACCACCAAAACCUGCUCCACAACCAAAGAAGAGUCCAUUUGAGCAAAAACCUAGACCACAGUACAAUAAACCGGCCCCAGAACAACAAAAUCGACAAGCCAAAACAGAAAAUACAGAAAGGAAGCCAAAUUCAAACUACCGUGGUGGAAGAACAUCAAGCAACUACAGAGGAAGAGGCCGAGGAACUAAUAGAUUCAUUAAAAGCGGAAGAACAGCAAAACCAGAAACUAGAGCCAAACAAGAAUAA